AGACACUUGGAGGUCUUUAGGAGAAGUGAAUGCUUGGCACUGUUCUUUCAUCUCUUAUUUCCACUUCUUGAACCACUAUCAUUAGGAAUUACUGCUUUAUUCGUGAUAGCAGUAAAAUACAAAUAAUUUUGCCACCUGCUUUCUUGCCAUAAUUAUGAAGCAGCAUAUUUCAUAUUUGUUAGAGCAAAAUCCAGAAAGUUAUAUAACUUACAAAUUUGUUAGUUAAAAUUUACCUCCCUUGGGAGGCAAGGGGGUAGCAUUUGUGGAAUUUUGUGAUCUGUUGCUUGGCAACUAUAUCUAAGACAGUUAAGCUUCUGCAGUCUGUGAACUGUUGAGUCACAAAGUUUGGUGAGCCCAGUCAAUUGCUUCCUGCUACUAGAAGGAAAUUAAUUCUUCAUUAUGCAGAGGACUUGACAAGUUUUCGUCCAGAGAGGCCAUUCAUAGUUAUGUCACACUUCUUCUACUUGACUCCACAAAUUCUUCUGCCCUUUAGCCCUCUUACUUCUCAAGAGUUUGAUCUGAUCAGACGCAAGGCUGGAGCAUCUUGGCAGGAUGAAACACGAUGGUCAGAUUCUUCCGUGACAACAUACACAGGCAGUUACCGGAAAAAACAACUGGACAAGUCCAUGUGCAGCCAAUUUUCUUUUAGAGCAGGACAGCAUGAGCCUGAGUGUAAACAGAUGUCAUUGCCAAACAGUUCUGCCUGUCGUCUUCUCUGCUGGGCUGGUACCCAAGAGACUACAGAUGUCAAAGGACUAUUCCCUGAUAUAACCAGGCCCUUUAAAAAGUCAUUUGAUGUCAAGCAUGGAGUGGCACAUCAAAUUUGGGAUUUUGGUGAUUGUUUUCCGACACCUCCAAAUUAUGGAAAAUACUGUGUGAGACGUAAAAAGCCAGCACAGGAGGCCCUGAUAAACUACAGUCGACGAGGGAAAGGUGUCCUAAAGCAUCUUCAUGGACGGUGCGAUUCUGAAAGCAAGGUUGGCUCAUCUGAGGAUUCAGAAGCUGAUCGAUACUCCGAUUAUGGCUGGGGAGGACCCUCAUCGCCAUUUAACUGAGUUGGAAAAUGAAGCCACAAUGCUGGAGGCGUGGAGUUUGCUUAAUAAACAACUUUGAGGUUCUAAGCUGCUGCUGGGAAGGGUUCCAGUUCUAUAUUCUCUGUCUUCUGGAGGCACCGAUGAAAUCACUCAGCUGCUACCCGCUUCCAUCUCUCACUAAGCACCUCUUGGCUCUCCUUCGUCCCCACAGACUGAAAGCAUGGAGGUGACUAAUGAGAUGUGUCUUCCCUUUCAAAUUGUUUACAAGCCCCACAUGACCUUUGGCAGGCAGGGGUUCUACUGUGAUGUUUCUGACUGUGGAUAAGGGGACAUAUGUGCUCACCACGGUUUGCUAUUUCUCCUUGCUCUCCUGUGACCAGUGCGGCAGCUCUGUUAAAUGGUCAGGCAUAGUUCACUGGUGGCCCCCAAACAAUCCAUCAGCAGUGGACACAUUGUAGAAAACAUGGCUUUGAGUCUUAGCUUAAACUAUAUUUAUGUAGCAUGACAGUAGGAGAAAUAUCUAAUUGUGUUUGGAUUAAAAUUCAAACAAAGGCCUCAUGACUGGCUUGGAGAUGCCGGGGUCCACACACCAUGUUUUCCAGAGAAGUAAAGAUGGGAGAGGAUGUGGUCUGUUCUGUCAUGAACAGUUCUGUUUCCAGACCAUUUCUCAAAGUCACUGAAGGCCCAUUUCUGGGGAAAUGAUUACUAAACUGAUGAUUAUUUUCUUUGUAUUGCUGGCUAUUCUCAACUUCAGGGAAAAUGUCAGGUAGCUGUGGAGUUUAAGGAAAAAAAAAUGUGUACACAAAAUGAGAAGACACACCUGCCUGUAGCACUAGCAAAAAUCAAAGAAGUCUGGCUUAUUUUAAUAUUUUCAAUAAACACUAGCCACCUCAAAACAAAAUUAGUAUUUGAAUCAAAUUAACGUAUUUGACUCAAUCACCUAAAAAAUUGCUAUUGGAUG
This is a messenger RNA of Pongo pygmaeus (Bornean orangutan), 1995 nucleotides long. RefSeq names its product chromosome 3 C4orf51 homolog (gene C3H4orf51). The transcript is spliced from 7 exons. NCBI's taxonomy places the organism in Eukaryota, Metazoa, Chordata, Mammalia, Primates, Hominidae. The coding region runs from base 447 to 1055 and encodes 202 amino acids. The record is from RefSeq and is a predicted model, not a curated record.